AAGAGUUACUGCAGGGAACUCCAGAGAGCGGAGGGAAGACCGGGGGGGAAGAAGGGAGGGUAACGGAAGUGGGUGGGCCUGGGAGGAGUUGGGGAGGAAGAGACCAUUGCGCCGGAGCCGCAGCCUGCAGUCCUGACCCUACAGGGGUGCGGAGAAGAAGGUUCCACCCUCUUGGGCGAUGGACAGGAGGACCAGGAGAGUGGUUUGGGGGAAGCCGGAAGUCUCGGACCCGCUGUCUCGCUGCCUGCCCCUUGGUCGUCCUCCCUUCCCGGGACCCCCGAUCGCUUUGUCUUCUGGAAGCCAGAACCGUGCUUGCAGCUCGCAGAGGGAGCCUGGAGCCAGAGGGAAUGGGCCCUAGGAGCCUCAGACCUCCUCAGGAGUGGGUGACAUUCAGGGAUGUGGCUGUGGACUUUACCCAGGAGGAAUGGGGCCUCUUGGACCCUCCUCAGAAGGAGCUGUACAAGGAAGUCAUGGUUGAGAAUGCCUGGAACUUGCUGUCCCUGGGGCUUCCAGUUCCCAGAGAAGAUGUGAUCUGUUAUUUUGAGCAAAGGGAAGUACCCUGGAUGCUGCACCCAGAAGGCCUGAGGAGCUGCCCUCCAGAAAAAGAGAUCAGACUUGAAAUGAAGAAACAUACGACAGAGCAAAGCCUUUCAGUGGUAGAUUCUCUCAAGCCAAGAUUCAUCACUGACAGUCCUAUUAACUUCACGUGGAAAGAUAUCUGUGAUACACUUAAGAAAAUCCACAUUGGAGAGAAAUCUUACAAAUAUAAUGGAAGUGGAAAGGCUUUCAUAGAAAGUGAAUCUCUUACUAGAUAUUUACAGAGAAUUUAUACUGGAGAGAAACCUUAUGAAUGUAACCAGUGUGAAAAGGCUUUUAAAAAUCAGAGAGCUCUUACUGUACAUCAGAGGAUCCACACUGGGGAGAAACCUUAUGAAUGUAACCAGUGUGGAAAGCCUUUUAGAAAAGAGGGAGCUCUUACUGUACAUCAAAGGAUCCACACUGGGGAGAAACCUUAUAUAUGCAACCAGUGUGGAAAGACUUUUAGACAAAAGGGAGCUCUCACUGUACAUCAGAGGAUCCACACUGGAGAGAAACCUUAUAAAUGUAACCAAUGUGGAGAGGCUUUUAGAAAAAGGGAAUCUCUUACUGUACAUCAGAGGAUCCACACUGGAGAGAAACCUUAUGAAUGUAUCCAUUGUGGAAAGACUUUCAGCUAUAAGAGAGUUCUUACUGCACAUCAAAGAAUCCACACUGGAGAGAAACCUUAUGAAUGUAAUCAGUGUGAAAAAACUUUUAUUUAUAAGUUUAAUCUUUCUUUGCAUCAGAGAAUCCACACUGGAGAGAAUCCUUACGAAUGUAAGCAAUGUGGAAAGGCUUUUAGAAAACAGGGAGAUCUUACUGUACAUCAAAGAAUCCACACUGGAGAGAAACCUUAUAAAUGUAACCAGUGUGGAAAAAGCUUUAGACAAAAGGGAGCUCUCACUGUUCAUCAGAGGAUCCACACUGGAGAGAAACCUUAUAAAUGUAACCAAUGUGGAAAGGCUUUUAGAAAAAGGGAAUCUCUUACUGUACAUCAGAGAAUCCAUACUGGAGAGAAACCUUAUGAAUGCAUCCAGUGUGGAAAGACUUUCAGCUGCAAGAGAGUUCUUACUGCACAUCAAAGAAUCCACACUGGAGAGAAACUUUAUGAAUGUAACCAGUGUGAAAAAACAUUUAUUUAUAAGUUUAAUCUUUCUUUGCAUCAGCGAAUCCACACUGGAGACAAUCCUUAUGAAUGUAAGCAAUGUGGAAAGGCUUUUAUGCAAAGGGGAUCUCUUAUUGCACAUCAAAGAAUCCACACUGGAGAGAAUCCUUACAACUGUAAUCAGUGUGGAAAGGCUUUUACAAAUCAGGGAGCUCUUACUGUACAUCAGAGAAUCCACACUGGGGAGAGACCUUAUAAAUGUAACCAGUGUGGAAAGACUUUUAGGAAAAAGGAAACUCUUAUUGUACAUCAGAGAAUCCACACUGAAGAAAAACCUUAUGAAUGUAAUCAGUGUGGAAAGGCUUUUACAAAUCAGGGAGCUCUUACUGUACAUCAGAGGAUCCACACUGGGGAGAGACCUUAUAAAUGUAACCAGUGUGGAAAGGCUUUUACACAAAGGGGUGCUCUUAAUGGACAUCAGAGAAUUCACACUGGAGAGAACCCUUAUGAAUGUAACCAGUGUGGAAAGGCUUUCAAAUACAAGCAUAGUCUUCCUGUACAUCAGAGAAUCCACACUGGGGAGAAACCUUAUAAAUGUAACCAGUGUGUAAAGACUUUUAGGAAAAAGGAAACUCUUAUUGUACAUCAGAGAAUCCACACUGAAGAGAAACCUUAUGAAUGUAACCAGUGUGGAAAGGCUUUUAGACAAAAGUUAUAUCUUACUGUACAUCAGAGAAUCCACACUGGGGAGAAACCUUAUAAAUGUAACCAAUGCGGAAAGGCUUUUACACAAAGGGGAGCUCUUACUGGACAUCAGAGAAUCCACACUGGAGAAAACCCUUAUGAAUGUAAUCAAUGUGGAAAGACUUUCAAAUGUAAGAGUAGUCUUCCUGUACAUCAGAGAAUCCACACUGGAGAGAAACCUUAUAAAUGUAACCAGUGUGAAAAGUCUUUUAGGAAAAAGGAAACUCUUAUUGUACAUCAGAGAAUCCACACUGAAGAGAAACCUUAUGAAUGUAAUCAGUGUGGAAAGACCUUUACGCAAAAGGUAACUCUUACUGCACAUCAAAGAAUCCACACUGGAGAGAAACCUUAUAAAUGUAAUAAGUGUGAAAAGGCUUUUAGAAAACGGGGAGCUCUUACUGUACAUCAGAGGAUCCACACUGGAGAGAAACCUUAUAAAUGUAACCAGUGUGGACAGGCUUUUAUAAGAAGGGAAUCUCUUACUGGACAUCAGAGAAUCCACAUUGAGGAGAAAUCUUUUGAAUGUAACCAAUAUAGAAAGGGUUUUAUAUGAAAAUCUGAUUGUUACUGCCAGAUCUUUGAUGAAAUGGAAUGGCAUUAAAAUGAGGAAUAUGUAUUAGGAUGAGAACAUUGGGAGAAGGCUACUGAUGCCUUCCAUACUUAGCCUUCUGUUACUGUAACCCUGUAGGAAAGGUGAGAAAAGGAAAAUAAAAGUUGCCUUGGAAUAGCAGACAGCUUCUUGGGCGUAUUGGAACCUUCCUUUUCAUCUGAUCACCUACUUGAAAGGCAUCCUGAUGGAAUGAGAAGCUCUGUACUUUGGGAGUUAGAGGACAUGGGUUGAAUUUCUGGUUCUGUACCUCUGUGGCCUUGGGAAAGUAAUUUAACUUUAACAGCGCAUUCAGAUUAGGGCUGGGUUUCUUCUAGCUCUAAAUCCUUUGAGAAGCUCAAGAGGUGCUUGAAGAUGAACUCUACUCUUCAACAUUCUUGGGUCUUCAGGUUCAGAUUACGGUUAAUAAUUCAGAUGACAUCACUAAGCUUUCUGGGUAUGAUUGGCAAUUUGGAGACUCAGCAAGAUAUGGGAAAUUCUCAAGCUAGAGCUUUGUUGAAUGAGGAAACUUGCACACCAUUCCUAAAUAAAUAAUUUUAUGCAGUUCAUGAAACCUUUCUUGCCAUAUUCAGGCAAAAAAAAAAAAAGUUUUGUUAAGAUGCUUUAAGAAUGUAAGGUUUCUACUCUGAUGUUUCAGCUUACAUCCAUCAAAUUGAUAGAAAUGACCCCAAAAGCUGAAAAUAGUGUGUGGAAAGGGUGCUAUAGAAUUAGAGGCACAGUCAUAUAAUGAAUGUAGCUAUGAAUUGGUCCAACUGUUCUGAAAAGCCGUUUGGUAUUAGAAUUUAUUGAAAGUUGAUCAAAUGUUCAGAUUUUGUGACACAGAGACUCGGCUGCAAGGCUUGAACGCUAAAGAAUGAGGGAAGCAAAGGUUCUAGCUAUACUAAAGUAAUCCUUGCAGUGGCUUUUUUUGAUAGCAAAAUAAAAUGUAGGUGCAAAAAAGAAACAAAAUACAUGUCAUUUAGUUGGAGAAUGUCUAAACAAAUUGUGGUGAUGAACAUAUUUGAAUGAUUUGACAUGGAAAAACCAUAUAGGAAGAGAAUUCAGAGAAGCAUGGGGAUAUGGAAAUGAAGAGAGAUGGAUUGAAAUGAGUAAAACCCAACAUCAGUGACUCCCUCAAAUACCAAUGAUCUCUUCAAUUUGAACUCCCUUGCAACCAUGGAGAUGAAUGUCUGUGUCCAUCCUGUGUGUUUCUUGCCUAUUAGUUUUCACAUAAAUUAGGAAAAUUUGUAAUUUUCUUUCUCUGUUUUGGCCCUUCUUGAUUUAGCUAACAGUAUUAUAACUGUUAUAGAAUGACUUUGGUAAGACUCUUUUUUUCUAAAUACUUUAUAUAGUAUUGGAAUUAAUUGUUCUUUAAAUGUCUGGUAGAAUUCACUUAUAAACCCAUCUGGCCUUGCAGAUUUUUUUCUUAGAGAAUUUAUUAAUGGCCUGUUCAAUUUCUUCUAAAAUGGGACUCUGGGGAGGAUUCUGGGAAGAUAGAGUAUAGGAUGAUAAAUUUCAAACUCUCCAGGUUUCCACCACAAAAAGAACAAAUUUAUUCCUCAGCAGGAACAUAGACUGGAAAAAAAUCAAGAAGACUUGGGGAAGAAUAAGGGUCCUCCAGAUACAACCUAAGAAGAUGUGUAGGAAGUGUUCAUCCUGGGGAUUAACCCAUGUGAGGUGUAAACACCUUCAGACUAGCUCUGCACAAACAUCAGGUGGGGAGCUCUGGGGCUAGUGGGGUUUGACUGGAGCUAAAGCAGGAACCAUAGAAACUUUCAUCUCUGGAGUAGGAGUCUAGGAAGACUGAGUGAAUCUGUACUGAUUAGGAAUUCCAGGACCAGUUGUAUUGCAGAAACUCUGUCUUGGUUGAGAAGGAGCCAGCACACCCGAUGAGUGCAGAGAGGGUAGUGGAAGUGUAGUGAUACUGGCUAUGGACAUUUGCAGAAGGGUGACGUUUUGGUAAACUUUUAAAAAAUUUUAUCUACCCCUAAGCUGUGAUUAGUAGAAUUUGCUAUUAGAAAUAAAAUCUCUUGGAAAUAUAACUGAUAUUCUUUUGAGUUUUGAAUUUGAUUACUUGAUCAUUAAGUCAAUAACCCAUUACUUGAGAGAAUUUUUAUAAGCUACUCAGAGAAAUGUGACCCUGAACAGGUAGAGGUCUCUAUCUGGACAAGUGUUGGGAGCCUUUGCUCAAGGUGAGAUUCUUUUGACUCAGUUUCCCAGUUCUCUUUCUUUGUUUCCCACCUGAUCAUUCCUAAGUCUGAUAAGGUAGAACUAUUAUAACUGGAUAUCAAACUAAACUAAGAAAGCUUUAUUUUGUCAUGUGUAUGCUCCCAGGCGGAGGCCUGAAGAACUAGUUCUGAUGGUAUUAUUAUACGCUGGUAUUUUCCUCCUAUAACAAAUUUCUAUGAUAAAAACAAGAUAUUAUAUAAUUGAAUUUGUGUAUGGUCAACACAAAUUCAAUUAUACAAUAUCUUGUUUUCAAUAUGAAAAUAUGUAGUUAUUGUAUCCUAAAUAAUUUGGUGAAUGAGUAUUUGAUAGUCACCUAUUUGUUGUAGACACAUAUAGGAUGUUUGUGUGAAACAAAGUCCUUAAAGGUUUCCAAAAUAAUGUAAAAAUAAUUAACAUGAUCAUCUGUAAGACCUGUUAUUUUGUUGUUUCUUGAAAGUAAAGCUAACACAUCUUUAACAUUUGUAUAUCCUGUGUAUCCUAUGACACAAAUAUGUUCCAUUACAUGAGAAGUUGCUAAAUGAUCUACAUUCGGCUCUACAUCUUAUAGCAGUCUUUGUGGACUUAUCUUUCUUUCUCAGAUCAUCCUAACCUCUAUUUGUUAGAUUCAUUUUUUAUUCUAGAUUUUAGUCAGUUACAGCUGCAUUGGCCAAUUUCAAGGAGCUGAAUCAUUGGACUCUUUAAUUGGUUCCAGCUUAUCACCCCCUUCAUAAAAAGAUGGGACUCAACUCUACACCCAUGCUCAGCAAAAAGUAGUUUCAAAAGAUGAGAUCAUUGCCCCUGCUCCCAGAGGACUUUGGAUCUCAUUGGUUUGGAGAGAAAUUAGAAUUGAUUAGUGAAUGGACCCUAAAUUAUCCAGUGUCUGGAUGGGUCUCCUGUUACAAUGAAUUUGGGACUUAGGAUGGCACAAAUUUUCACAGCUCAGAUAUAGGAUUCCAUGAUGCUUUCUAGGCCCUUGGUAAUAUACUGUAGAGCACAUUUUAAAAUAUUCAGUUUCCAACUACAGAUAUUGUUUUAAGGAAUUGCACUAGAAUCCAACUCAUGAUUUGAAUAUGUUAUACAUCCAAUUGUAUAUAAGUUGGAUAGGUAAUUAACAUACAUAUUACAUAUAUAUGUAUGGAUCCAUAUGUGUAUUA
Messenger RNA from Sarcophilus harrisii (Tasmanian devil), 6376 nucleotides. Its product is annotated as zinc finger protein 420. Gene Ontology annotation, biological process: negative regulation of transcription by RNA polymerase II. The transcript is spliced from 5 exons. The coding region runs from base 348 to 2981 and encodes 877 amino acids. The record is from RefSeq and is a predicted model, not a curated record. Gene Ontology annotation, molecular function: DNA-binding transcription repressor activity, RNA polymerase II-specific. NCBI's taxonomy places the organism in Eukaryota, Metazoa, Chordata, Mammalia, Dasyuromorphia, Dasyuridae.